AUGGAUUUUCUUAAGGACAAUAAGAAAUUUGAGGCUAUGGUUUAGGAUGUGUUUCAUACCAUAGAUGAAAAUGGUAUAAAUUUUUCUUAAUUAAUAAAAAAGACAGUGGUUACAUCGAAUUUUCAGAGUUGAAAAGAACUAUUCUUGAAAUGUAUAAACAAGCGAAUGUUAAAGUAAAACAUAGAAUCUAUUUAUAGCAAAUAAAUGAUGAAUAGCUUUAGGAUAUGAUUAAUACAUUUGAUAAAGAUGAUAAUUAAAUAUUGGGUUAAGAGGAAUUAGCAGAUUUAUUAAGGUAAAUAUUGGAAAAAAGUGUACAAAUAUAGAAAGAAGAAGGUAUGAAUAAUUGAAAUUAAAUUGUAGAACAAAAAAACAAAAAGAAGGCAGAUAAAAAUGAACGUAUAGAAAAUUGAGUAUAACAAUUAGCUACUACAUUUCGAUCUAAAAAAAUCAUAACAAAGGAUAGAGAAUAACAAAAAUAAGAGAUACAAUAAUUAAAAUAGGAACUUAAUAGUUUAAAAAAGUAAGAUAAGAAGUCAUAGCAGUUACAAAACUAGAAAUUAGUAAAUUAUUAUGUCAAGUAUUAAUUGAAAUUAUUUAAUCAGUUCAACAGCAAGAGAUGAAGAAGUAAGAGAAUAAUAAGAAAAGUUUGAUGCUUCUAGUAAGAGUUUAUCAAUUUAAUCACCUCAUAGUUCAAAAUCAAGUAUUAAUUUAAAUCCAUUGGUUUUUAAUUAGUAUUUAAGAUAGGGAUUUAUAAAAAAUGCAGGUAUAUUAUAAUAAUUAUAAUUAGAUGAUAUGAUUAAAGCAUAAGAGAGUGCAAAAAAUAAUCAUUUGAUUGGUUUGGCAGUAAAAAGAAGUAGUGCUGGUGAAUGGUAAGGGAUAAUAGAUUACUUUAAUGAAUAAACAUAAAAGGAAUUUGAUAGAACACCAAGCAGUUAAUAAUUUCAUAUUAUAAGUAAAAAAUUAACUAAAAAUGUAAAAUUUAUUAUGAUUCAUAUUUAAAAUUUGAAAUAUACAAAUUUUAGAGAUUUGAGAAUAAAUUCAAAAUCAGAAUUAUCUAGUGUUGAUAAACCAGCAUUAUUUUUUUGGGAACUUAAUUAUAAUGGUUAAACUUAUUUUAAAAAUUCAGCAAAAGAAUUUCCUAAUUAAUUAAAUGAAUGUUUGGAUACAAUUAUUAUUUAUAAUUACACAAAUCCAAUAUAAGUUAUAUUUUGGAAGAAAUAAGGAAAAGAUUCAAUAUAUGUAGGUUAAUUUGAUAUUACAAAUUAAUUAUUUUAAUUAUUACAAAAAGUUACAGACUAGAAUGAAUUAGGUGAAUCUACUAAGUAUAAUUUGAAUCUAAAUAAAAUAAAUAAAUAACUAAGAAAAUUACAAUCUUAAGAAAUAAAACUAUAUAGAAAGAAGAGAGUUAAUUAUUCUAAUAAUUCUUUAGAAGAUCCUCCUUUACUUGGAGAUAUAAUUGUAAAUUUUUAGAUGUUUGAAAUCUGUGAAUUUGAUGCACCUAUAAGUAAAAUACAUUUAUGAUGAUAGAUUAAUUCUCUUAUACCAAAGGAUCACCAAGAUCUUUAGAAGAAAGAGAAAGAAGAAUGUUAGUCGAAUAAUCUAAAUAUGGUCCUUAUAAAUGGCCAGAUGAUUAACAUAAUAAAGCUUUAGUUGUAUCGAUUAAUGAAGCAAGCAUUGAAUUAGCAAUUGUCAAUGAAGAAGAUAUACAAUCCUAUUUAGAUGGUCAAUUAGGGGCUCUCAUUAAAGAAACAUUAUAUUUAGAUAUUGAUUAAGUAGGUUCAAGAAGAACCUCUCGUAUAAAAAGGCCAUAACUUUCAGAAAAUACUAUUGCUUUGUUAAAGUCAUUAGAUGAGAAUCCUUAUGUUGUUUAAGUUAAUGCUCUUAGAUAGACAAUUCGUUAAGGCAGAUUACCAAAGAAAGUAUUAGAAGAAGCUUUACAGUAAUUUGGAUGUACAGGAUCAUAAUUAUUAAUUGAUCAUGUGGAUGAUAUGGGUAUGUGUGAAUAUGAUUAUUGUAUGGAUGAUGGAAGUUAUGGAGUAAUAAUAGAUACAAUAUAAGAUAUGGAAUUUUCAAAUCCAGAAAAUAUAUAAUAAGCUGAUAUAUUUGCAGAGAAAUUAAUUUAAAAUAUAAAGAGUGUUUUAAUUGAAGGUAUAAGAAUUGAACCAUUAUUUGAAUUCUUAAAAGUUGCUUAAAAAAUACCAGAUUUUGGAAUUACAAUUAAUUUAAUAUCUGAAUAAUUUAAAAAUGGAUUAGGUUCAAAAAUAGAUUAAGAAGGUAAUGUUUAAAUUGAUGCUGGUUCUUUUAUUUCUUAUUUUGAUAUUAAUAGUAGAGACUUUGAUAAAAUGGAAAAUUAUGAACAUAUUAUGGUAUUAGGAAAAUUAGUAAAGUUAGCUAAAAAACAUUUGAAACCUGAUGAUCCAUUUUUAAAUCACAUUCAAUCAAAUUAUGAAGAAGCUAAAACUAAAAUAUAUUUCACUGUACCUGUUUUACCUAAGAAAAAGAAUUUAAAAGAUAAAGCUAAAUUUUUAAUUAUACAAUCAAAUAAUGUUCAUCCAGGAUUAUUUUCUAAUAUGGAUAUAAAUUCAAAAACACCACUUUCUGAAAUUAAAUAAAAAUUCCUAUAAAAAAAGAAAGAAAUCUAAAAUGAAAAAGAAAAUAUUGAUCAAGAACAAGAACAAGAUUCUGCUAAAUUACUUGAAAAACCUUGUUUAUGGAAUAUUUGUCAUGAAUUAGUAAGAAGAAAAAGAUGGAAUAUGUUUUAUGAAGGUUUUUAAGCUGAACCCUUAUUUUAUUUCUAAUAGGGUGGAACAGGAAAUACUCCAUUGAUGGAUUUCUUUGAAAAAGGACCUUUUAAUGUUAUUAAUUAAAUGAUCACAUAAUAUCAUCCUAAUAAUCCUAAUGAAGAUAAUAAGGAUAUACCUAAACUUGAUCCCAAAAAGAUUUUCGAUAUGACAACUCCAUAAGGAAAAAGCUUUAUUCAUGCUAUAGCAUUAAAUUAAGAUAUUAAUCCUAUUGGAUAAAAAAUUGCCUUGUAAUCUUUACUAGGUUUAGUUGAACCUGAAUAAUAGGAAUAAUUAUUUGUCACUACAAUGUCUCCAUAUGAUGCUACUCCACUUGUUCUAUAUAUAACCAAAUUAUCAAGUGUAGUACCAGCGUAAUUAUUAUUAAUUAUAUUAUAGUUUUAAUACAGAAGAAAUCAAAUCCAUUUAAGAAAUGUUGAAUAUAAUGAAAUAACCAUUAAAGAAAGAUUUUAAUUAAUAUGAGUUUAGAGCAAAAUGUUUUUUCAAAAUUCACAAUAUUUAAAUUGAAGAGGAUGAUUUAAAAGAUUACUAUUAUAAUCAUAUUCAACUUUCAAAGGCAAUGUCUUUACUGUAAUAAAAUAUGUUCGAAUUUGUUUCUAAAGAAAUUGAUUGGAUAUAAUGGUUUUCUCUAAACAUUGAAAAUUAUGACGGGGUUACGAAAGAAAUGCCUUUUGCCAUAUACAAUUUAGCAAGAUAGGGUAAAAUAGAAUUUCUUGAAUCUUUAUUGGAAAACUUCUUAAAAUAAUAAAGUACUAUGGUUUGUGCAAUAAAACCAGAUUUGAAUUUUAUCAUUUCAAAUAAUUAAGAGGAUUUCAUAUCUGAUGAAAAUGGUUAGAUAACAAUUUAUGAUAAAGAUAAAAAUAAAACAAUAAAAUUCAGUUAAGAUGAUAUGUUAAAAGCUAUGGCAUAAUUUUAUGCAAAAUAUCCUUUAGAAGUCUUUAUAGGUAUAUAGUAAAUCUUGAAUGAAACUAAAUUUACUACCCUUAAAUUAAAUAGAUUAUUAAAAGAAAUUACUUUAUAAACAAUAAAAAUUGAACCUAGAAUUCUUGCUAAAUAAUUUUAUAUGAAUAACAAAUCACCAUUUGAAGAGUUAGUAAAAUUAGGUUUAUAAGAAGAAUUAUAAAAAAUACUUACUCCAGAAUAGAUUUAAGCCUAUUAUGAAAGUAAAAAUAAUUUUGCAAAAAAUCUAUUAUAAGAAGGUCUAUUAGGAAAAUUAAAAAAUAAAGAAGAUCCUUUAAAUUUUGGAUAAUUUAGAGAGAGAGAAUUCUUAAAUUAUACUUCUAAGUAAAUGACUGAAAAAGGAGUAGAGGAUGUUUUAAAAUUUAUUGAUAAAUUAAAGUAAGAUAACAUAGAUGGAAGAUAAAGAUUAAUAUAAUAACUUCUCAAUUAAAUUGCAUCAUCAUUACCUACUAAAUUUUCUAAAUAAUAAUAUCCCAAAAUUUUUAAAGCUCUUAAAUCAAAUAAACAAACUUAAUAAUCUGAUGAUAAGAGUAAUUUUUACCUUAGAAAUCCUAAAAAAUUAGAUAAAUAAAGUGAAGUCAAAAAUACAAAUGGUUACUUAAUGAAAUAAAUAUUAAAUGCAGCACUUUAUUCCAACAAUUAAUAAUUAAUAAAUAAUUGUUUAUAAUAUAUAUGGAACAAGUCUCCUGAUGAUUUAUCAUUACGUAAUUUAAGUGUACUUAGACCUAUAUAUUAAAAAUAUGGAUAAUUUUAUAGAUCUCUUACUUAACAUCCAGCUGUUUGUUUAAACUAAUAAGAUUUUGAUAAAUAUAUGAAUGAUACAAAAGAUGUUGCAACUUUAGAAGAUUAUGACAUAGCUGCUAAAGCAUUAACAAAACUUGGAUUACCUGAUAGAUUACCAAUAUUUUUAAAGAGAUUAGCAGCAAAUAAACCUGAAUUAGUAUUUAAUUUAUUAGAAGAUAUUGCAUUAAAUAUUUUAGAAAAAUAACUUCGUGAAGUUCCAGUUGUACCAGCAAAAGCAAAUUAAGAAUAAGUGUAAAAGGUUUAGCCUCAAUUCAUCAUUCCUACUAAAAGACAAAUUAUUCUAAGUUAAUAUAGUUUAUUUGAUGCUGGAGCCUUAGGAUAUCUAAUAUAAAAUGCUAAGAAAUUACUAGAGAAAUGUGCUAACAGACCUAAAAAUUGGAAUGCUUACAAUCAUACCUUAAACAAACAAGCAUUCUAAUAAUAUUAUUUUUAGAAAUUAAGGUAGAACUUUUACACUUAAAAUCCUGGUACAAUGUAUAGUAAUUGGAAUGCUCCUAAAUCAAAUAUAGAGAAAACAGUUGAAACUAUAUUGGAUGCAUUAAAAGAUUCUUUAGAUAACCUAUUAUAAAAAAAACCAGAAUUAAAAGACAAAUUGGAGAAGAUAUCUUUAUUACCUAUAAUAUCAAACAAUAUUUAAAUAUUGGAUAAAUUAAACAAUAAAGAGUAGAGAAUAUUUACAGCUAUUGAAAAUAUUAUUUUAUAAAAUUUAAAAUAGAAGGCAUCUAAAUUAGAAUUAAUUAGAAUUGAAAAAAGAAUAAAGAUGAAUCUUUAAUUUUUAGAAGAAAAUUUUAAACCUAAUUUAAAGACUGUGAUUGAAUAAGAAAAGAAUAGAUCUUUCAGAAUAUUUAGAGCUUUAGAUUAUACGUUAAAAAAGGAAUAUUAGCCAUUAUAAUUAUAAUUUGCAACAGAUGUUAUUUUAAUAAUUGUUAAGAACUUUGUUGCAAAUGAUUUUUCAGGGAUAUUUGAUAAAAAUGUUUCUUAUCUUUAUAGUAGAUUUUUAUUCAUAUUUUAGAUGCACUUGCUGUUUCUUUGAUGAGGUCUAAGACAACUGAUCCAAGAGCUUUAGAGUUUAUGGGAUCUCAAUUGAAUAAAUAUUAAUUUUAUGAUUUAGUUCAUAGUUUAGAAUUAGGGGAAAAAGAAGGUAAUGAGGCAUCAUAAGGAGAUGUAAAGGGAAAAAAAGACAAAGUUGAUGAAAUAUAGAGAAUUAAAGAAGCAUUAAUAUUUAGAAACAUUGAAACUUUGCCUACAAAAAGUAAAUUGUUAUAUUAAUAUAAUAGCUGAAAUUGAACCUGCUGGAAGAUUGGUUGUUCCUUCUUAAAGUAAUAUUCCAUAUUUUAUUAAAUUAUUGAAAGCUAAAGUUAAGCCUUUCUUUUAAACUUAUAAUAAGGAAUUUAAUUUUGUGAAUGGAUAGCCAUUUGAAAUUGAUAAUUUAAAGACUCUUAAUUUAUUCGAAUAUUUAAUUGUUAAAUGUCAUUACACAUUGAUUUCAAGUAAAGAAUUCAUAAAAUUUUAGAACAUUAUAUAAAUGUAUUUAAACCUAAAAAUCCUUUAUAAUAAGAUUAAAUUAUCAAGUUUUUAUGCUUAGCAUCAAGUUGUGGAAGUUAUACACUUUUUGAUUUAAUUACUGAUCAAAUUCUUAAUUUAAAGUUUCCUUAAUAAUAUAAAGAUUAAUAAAAGUUCCCAUAAAUUUAGUAAUAUCUAAAUUUACCAAUAUUUUAUUAAGUAUUAAUGUAUUCUAGUGAAUAAUCAUCAACAAAGUUUUUUGAGAAUAUAAUAGUAGAUGGUGUUGACUUAAAUUUAUUUUAUAAUUGGAUGAAAUUUAAUAUUGAUGAAAUAGAAAAUGAAAAUAUAUCUGAAUAUAAUUGUUUUGUAUUAAUAAUCAUUAAGAAAUAUGGGAUGCUCUUUAAUAAAAUUGUCUAAUUCUUAAGAAAAUUACUAAAAAACGAUAAGGAAUAUUAUUAAAAUCUAACUGAAAUUAUGGACAAUAGAAAUUUCAAGGAAUCAAAUAUAAUCAAUGAGGAUGAAGAAAAUUAAGAAAGCGAACGAUUAUCUUUAUUGGAAUUUUCAAUUUAUUAAGGAUUUCCAGAUUUUUGUAUGGUUUUUGAUAAGAAUAUCAAAUUGAGAAGAAAUUUAUUUAUAGAAAAAGUGUUUUCAAUCUUAUAGAAAUCUAUGAAUUAAUGUUCUUCAGAAUUAAAAUAAGAUGAUUCAGUCUUAAUUAAUUAUUGUAAUAAGUAUGAGAAAGAUUAAGGAAAUUAUAGAGUUUAACAUUAUAAAAUUUACUUAAUACUUAAAAAAUAUUUUGAAGGAAAUCUAACAAUUAUAACAUCUUUAUAAACAAGUGUUAUAUUCUUUAAAAUUAUGUUGGAAUAUAAACCAGAUUUAAAUUUAUUAUUAUGUGUAAAUUAAUAAAUAAGUUUAACUGAAGAUAUUGAAAAUCUUUAAAUUUUUAAAUUAUUAUUUUAUGAAUAAUUUUUUUAUCUACAUCUUUGUGGAUUUGAUAAGGUUAUGAAAUAUUAAUUGAGUAUAAGUGAUUAUGUAAGAUAAUUUCAUUCUAAAUAAAAAUUGUUUUGGGCAUCAUAAGAAGUGAUUGAUGCAUUUAAGACUUAUUUUAAAUUUGAUUAUAAGUAAGAACUAAAAAUGAUGAAUUAAUUUGAAUAAAGUCAAUUAAAUGAUUAAUUAGAUUAAUUUACUCCUGAAGUUAUGCUUUAUUUAUAUUACAAUUAACCAGAUUUAGUUGAAAGAUCAACAUAAUAUAAUGAACCAUUAAAAUCAUUUUCUUCUUAUAAACAAAUGCUACCUAUCAUUCGUCAUUAAUCAACAUAAGAAAUAUUACAACCUAUUGAAUAAAAGAAAAUGAAAAAUCAUGAAUUAUAAUAAAUUGUAGAAAAACAAUAAGAACAUUUCAAUAAAGUAGUGGGUUAAGUUAUAAUUGAAGAUGUAGAAUCAAAUUAUCAAUAUGCAGCUAUUUUAGUUAUUUAUAUUUCCACAUGCAAUGACUUAAUUAAUUAUAUUGGAGAAAGUGAUGUAACUAAUUAUAAAAUUGUUCCUAUCUUAAAUUAAAUAUUAGAAAGAUUAUCAAUUAAAGAUUUAGAUUGCUUUAUAGUUUAAUUGAUAUUUUCAAUUAGAAAUAAUGAUUUAUAUAAUAUUGUAAUGGAAUGGAGUCAAUAAUCCAAGGCUGCAAUUAAUAAAGAUAUUUUUAAGGAGAAAUCUUUCAUUUAAGGAUUACUUAAUUUACUUAAUGUUAAGAGAAAAUCUUAGAAUUACAUUAUUAAUUAUUAGCAAAAUGAUUUAUUGAAACUAUUUCAAUUUGAAUUUGCAAAAACAGAUAAAAUGUGUAAAGAUAAAAUAUAUAGAGGGGUAUAUAUAUAUAUAAUUUAUUUUAGUUUUGUGUUUUACAUAUAGUUUUGAAUUUUAUCUCAGAAAUAGAAUCUUUUAUAUAGAAUGUUAAUCCUAAUGAUUAGAUUACAAUUAAUAUAGAAUUAAUGGAAUAAUCCAAAGGAAAAAAUAUUUAAUUAAAGGUACUUUCUAUUCAGGAUAUUAUUAUUGAUAAAGAUCUUACUGGAUUCAAUUAUCAAUUAGAAAUACCUAUGAUUUAUCAAGAAAAAAACAAUAUCAUAAAUUUAUUCAUCAAUUAAAGCGUAGUUAAAGAAUUUUAGGAGCUUUCAAAAAAAUAAAUAUUUGAUAAUAUUCGACUUAAAGAAUUCUAAGAAGAAUUAUAAAAUUAAUAAAAAUUUAUAAACUCAUUCCAAGUUUAAUUUGCAAUCAAACCUAAUUAAUUAUAAUAUGAUAUCCUUUAAAUUAUUAAUGAGCAACUUAGUGAGAAAUACCCAUUUGAAUUUGGAAGGCAAUAUGGCAAUAUUGUUCAUGAUAUUACUUUAGACAAAGAUAUAUUUUUUGAAGAUGAAAAUAAUAACAAAAUAAUUCAAAGAAAAAAUCUUUCAAUUGAAGAUGAAGUCAAUGUGUCAGCUUAUUUUAAUUUAACAACUUAUUAGUAUGAAAUUACACUGAAUGUACUUAUCUUAAAAAAAGCCUAAUAUUUUAGCAAAUGCAAUAGGGAGAAUUAGCUUAAAUAAUUAAUUGUAAUUUUAUAUAUUUGAUAUAUUUAAUAGGAUGAUUUUGCAAGAAAAUAAAGUUAAUUACAUUAUAUUAAAAGAUUCUUAGAUGUAGAUGGUAAUAAUGUUAGAGAAUAUUAAAGUAUGAUGGAAUUAAUUAAAGAAUAAAAAAUAAAAAAAAAAUAAAAAAGUUAACUUAGUGAUUAUGAACUUGAAGAAUUAAAAAUAUUACAAGAAAAAUAUCAAAAAUAUUAAGUACCUCCAUAUUUUGUUUAUGAAUUGGAUUGGCCUAUUUAUAUAGAAAAUAAAAAGAUUUAUGCAGAUGAGUAUAAUUUUCCAUAAUUGUUAUUGAAGAAAUUAAUAUCAAUUAUAGAUGGUGUAUUCUUUGAAACAGUUUAAAGUGAAAAUGAUAAUAAGAAAUCUAAAGUCAAGACAAUUUUCAUUAAAGAAUAAAGUUUUCAAAUUAAUUACAUAUCAUUUAUUGAUACUUUAGUUUUGUAAUUUGCUAAAAUUCUUGAAUUACAAUUAAAAAGUAGAAUGAUGUAAUUGAGUCUUGAAGAUGUAGCUUAUCAAGCAUUAGAAUGGCCUUUCCUUAAAUAUAUAAUAAAUGUAAUAAAAAGUAAAAUUGAAAAAAGUUCUUUGCUAUUUGAAAUGAAAGAGUCAGCUAAACCAGAAGUAUUAUAUUCUAUUUUAUAUUAUAUAGAUAUCAAUUAAUUUACCAGGAAUUGAUGAAUGUCUUUAAUUAUCAAAGACAACUUACUUUUAAUAUAAUGGAAUGUUUGUAGUAAGAUUAGGAGUAUAUUUCAACAAAAAGUUAUUAAAAUUAGAAAAACCAGAAAACUAAAAUUUAAGAUAUUCUUAAAAUUUCUCAUUGGAUUUCAAUUUAGAACCUUAUAUCAAUUAUGUCAUAAAUGAACCUUAAUUAAAAGCAGUUCUAAAAAAAGAAAAUAAUAAUAAUAUUUUAUGA
Molecule: messenger RNA, 9584 nt
Organism: Paramecium pentaurelia
Lineage: Eukaryota; Ciliophora; Oligohymenophorea; Peniculida; Parameciidae
Source: the annotation of a GenBank genome assembly